AUGUAUACUGGACAGAAGAUGAUGGCACCUGUCAGCAUCCCCAGUCAAGUCCCACUGGAGAUCCUGCUCCUCCUCUUCGGUCUCUGCAGACCAGUCGAGCAAUACAUGCUCCUCUUCUCCGCCCCCGAGCUCAUCCACCGACUCUCCUCCAAGCAGCUCAUGACGCGGGAAGCCAACGGGGACACUCUCCUGCAUAUCCUGGCCAAAGACCAAGGUCCAUCGCGACAACUCGCGCGGGCUCUCUUCUCCAAGAAAGACCUAGACGUCAACGUGCAGAACAACAACUGGAAGAUCCCCUUAGUAUGCGCAGCCCAAUACGGGAACCACUGGCUUGUCAAGCUGCUGCUGGAGCGGGGCGAUUUCAACAGCUACAUGCUGGACUACUUCUACUUCACGCCGCUGGUGUGGGCAGCUAAGAAGCAGGACGAGGGAUUAGUGAAGAUCUUGCUGGCGAACAGGAAUGUCCGGCCAAAUGAAGUGGAUAUUUUCCGGCGAACAGCACUAUCGUAUGCAGCAGAGUAUCGGAAUGAGGCGAUUGUGCGGUUGUUGCUGGCGGAUGAGGAUGUUGAUGCGGAGUGGAGUGAUGAGACGGCGCGAUCACCACUGUCUUAUGCGGCAGAGGCCGGGAGUAAGAGGAUUGUGGAGUUGCUGUUGGAUCGCGAGGAGGUAAAUGCGCAUUCGGUGGAUUCGUUUAUGAAGACGCCGUUUGUGUGGGCGGCAGAGUAUGGACAUUUGGAGAUAAUGAUGAGGUUGGAGGAGUGUGAGUAUUGA
This is a messenger RNA of Aspergillus luchuensis, 771 nucleotides long. Its product is annotated as ankyrin repeat domain-containing protein. Gene Ontology annotation, molecular function: protein binding. The record is from RefSeq and is a predicted model, not a curated record. The transcript is spliced from 2 exons. NCBI's taxonomy places the organism in Eukaryota, Fungi, Ascomycota, Eurotiomycetes, Eurotiales, Aspergillaceae. The coding region runs from base 1 to 771 and encodes 256 amino acids.